UUGUUUGGGAACCCUGGCUAUUCUUUUGGGCUGCUCCUCCCAGGUUCUAGAGUCAUCAUUACUUAUAGCCUAAUUGAGCUUGAAUUAAUGCCAGUCCGUCAGAGGUUACCACCAUGGUUAAAGGGUCUUUUAUCCGCUCCAACUCAGGUUCCAAAGCCUUGCCCUGGAGCAAUUGGAUUCUCGCCAUAGGACUCUUCUUGGGGUUCCUCUUCCCUCUUGUCGUUUCCGUCCAAGGAUAUUCUGAAGAAUAUGCUGAGCCGCAGAGCAUGGCCGUGAGGCAGUUCAUUGCUCAACAUCGGGCCAAUUAUUAUCCGGGUCUGUAUUCCUCAAGGGUGUCCGCCCCAUAUCUAAGAAGAAUCCCGCUCAUGGGCACCAAUAAAAGAUUUGAUGUGGGAGACGAUCCCAGGGUGACCAGGAAGCUUGUGGCCAGAAAUGAAGGAGGCGCCAAAUCGAACGAUCAUCAGAAACUUCUUGUGUAUCGGAUGUUUAAACGGGGAGGACAAGAUUCAGGCACUCCUUUGACUCAGGAGGAAAACGAAUUUCCCUUCUACCUAAACGCUGAAAAACAAGGAGAGACGUUGCUUUGAGUCAAAAAUCAGGGACUACCAAACGUUCAUCUCGGACUUUCAUCGAAACUCAUGUCUUUUUCUACUUCAUCCGGUUCAUUUUGAAGAUAUGCUACAUGCUCUGUGUCAUAAGUCUAGAACUAGUGGCUUGACGGCUUGGUGCGUGGUUGGGAUUGGGCACGUAGGGCGAGGAUCAUAGAGCCCUGUCAAUCUCGCCCGGGUGUCUGUUCCACGGCUUAUUUCAGGCUCUUACUCAGAUUUCGUUCCAAGUUUCACCUUCAACCUUAGUUCUUUAGUGUUUUCCUGCUCCGCCCUCUUCCAGUGUAUUUCAUUAUGUGUUUGCUGAUGGUUCUGUGCCCAAAUAUCCAUGUUUCACGUUGUUUCUUGAGGCUGGCUAGAAUAUUGUCGUCGCGUAUUCACUGAAAUAAAUAUGUUACGACAGAUGGAAAACGUCA
Tigriopus californicus is the source of this 1021-nucleotide messenger RNA. RefSeq lists its product as uncharacterized. The record is from RefSeq and is a predicted model, not a curated record. NCBI's taxonomy places the organism in Eukaryota, Metazoa, Arthropoda, Copepoda, Harpacticoida, Harpacticidae. The coding region runs from base 114 to 587 and encodes 157 amino acids. The transcript has 4 exons.